This is a messenger RNA of Penicillium verhagenii, 1842 nucleotides long. RefSeq lists its product as uncharacterized. The coding region runs from base 1 to 1842 and encodes 613 amino acids. The record is from RefSeq and is a predicted model, not a curated record. Lineage: Eukaryota; Fungi; Ascomycota; Eurotiomycetes; Eurotiales; Aspergillaceae. The transcript has 3 exons.
AUGGCAUCCAACAAGCAUAACCCGCCCGCGCGGAGGAAGGGUGGCAUCCACUUUGUGAAUGCGAGACCCACCACUGAGUUCGAACGCAUCAAAGUUCAGCGCAUGGUACGCGCGCAUGUCGGCCGUUGGAUCUCCGACCAGACAAAACAACGCUUGAAUACCGCCAUUUCUCCAAUCAACCGAGAAUUGUCCUUCGACAAAAUCAAAUCUGGUCACUCCUUUACCCUCGUGUCGCGUCCAGCCCCAAAUCAACUCCAGCAUCGGAACCCUUCGUUGCCCGGAAAUGAUAUCGUGCCCUUCUCCUUUGCCGAUCCCGUGGAUUCUUCUUUGAAGCGACCCACUUGUUCCCCGCAAGGGAGCGACGAUAGCGAGAGCUGUGAUGAAGUAGCUACCUUACCUACGCAAUCAAGACCACCCACAAUAUUGCCAUGGGGUGAGAUGAUUGCGUUGGAUCGUCAAAUCUCUGGGCCGAUAGAUCCCUUCACAACAUACCCUACUAAUCUGCAAAUGUCACCACAGGCGGUGGAUGUAUGCACAAACUACUGCCUGAAUACCAUGUGGCCAGGAGUUGUCCCCGGACAAGACAGCCCCCUCAAACCGACACCCUCGCUUCCACGACUAUCGUGGUUCUCGCUUGCACGAUCGGACCCCGUUCUCUUCACCGCUUUUAUGUAUGGCUCGCUAUGUCACCAGCGAGUGCUUUGGGCCAAUCGGCGGCUUGCGAGUGACUCAUACGGCCCAAUUCAACACUGCCUUCUGGAGAAAUGUGAGACCGAUUCCAUCAUAUUGAUCAAUCGGGCCGUUCAUGACCCAUCACGUGCCAUCAGUGAUGCGAUCCUGUUAAGUGUUGUAUGCAUGGCGCAUCAUGCGGCCCCGACUGAAAUCAAGAUCCAAAGCACACCCUUUCACCCGCCAUUUCAGCAGUUACAGUGGCUGGAUGUCUACGGAUGUCUUGCUCCGAAUGUAGUUCAUGUCCAGGGGUUAGUCCAGCUGCUCAAGCUACGUGGUGGCAUUAGAAAUGUGCAACUGCCCGGUUUGGCCGCAACACUUUCUUUUUCCGAGGUUUUCGCUGCAGCGGUGUGGUGCACCCAGCCUAUAUUUGAAUUUUGGCCCUUGGACGAAACCCGUCUUGGAAUACCAUUACAGGAAUUGAUUGGCUUCGGCUCAUCCGAUAUCCAGCAUGGAUUCGGUCGACUCCAAGUCAUCGGUUUCACCGCUCAAAUGGCCGAGGCAUUCCAAGCUGCCCGAUCAUAUAUCAACAUCAUCCAGAAGAGUGAGGAAAUUCUGAAACAAUCUAUCGAGAAUCACCUCAAUGAAUCGUUGCUUGCCGACCAACGAAAUUUCACAGAGUAUACACUUCUCGCCCUUCUCCCCUCCGAAGCCAUCACUUCCUAUUUUUCCCAUCCAAAUCAAGGUACAACCUAUGAGGCCUGUCGUCUAGCCGGCCUGAUUUUUGGUAUUGGAGUCAUCUUCCCCAUUCCUGAACAAAAUAGCCCACUCAAAACCCUAGCCAAGAAACUCCGCACCACUCUCUUACAAGAGACUGCAGAAGCCCUAUGGUCAUCUGCAACUACCCGUGUUCCCCUAAUUUGGAUUUUGACUCUUGGUGGAAUCGCAGCCUUUGGAUCACCCGACCGUUUGUUCUUUGUCUCCAGCCUAGCUGACGUAGCGCGUCACAGUAACAUCCGGUCUUGGUCCGGAAUUAAACUUGCCUUAGACGAAAUGCUUUGGCACGAGGGUGCUGGUGAAAACGCUGGUCGGGAUAUCUGGCACGAAGUUGAGAACUAUCUUCAGCAAGAUCUUGCUGAACUCGAGGCAAAGCCUUGUUUCAGUACUAAAUAA